Endocarpon pusillum Z07020 is the source of this 2055-nucleotide messenger RNA. RefSeq lists its product as uncharacterized. Gene Ontology annotation, biological process: mitotic DNA damage checkpoint signaling; protein phosphorylation. The transcript has 3 exons. Gene Ontology annotation, cellular component: nucleus. NCBI's taxonomy places the organism in Eukaryota, Fungi, Ascomycota, Eurotiomycetes, Verrucariales, Verrucariaceae. Gene Ontology annotation, molecular function: protein binding; ATP binding; protein serine/threonine kinase activity. The record is from RefSeq and is a predicted model, not a curated record. The coding region runs from base 1 to 2055 and encodes 684 amino acids.
AUGGCACCACAAAACGAAAAGAGCAGUCUUAAACGAGGCAGGGCUAGCACUAGGGAUGAACAGGACGUCAAGAAACCUCGACGGUCCACUAGAAUAUCUUCGCAGUCACAUCCCAAAUCUCCUUCUACUCCCGUCAUCAAUAAAGGUUAUCUUCCAUCCCCUCUGACCAACCAAGCAUCUACAGCAACGGAGACUUACAAGGACGGUACUGUGACUCCGCCGGAGGGUAGACCCAGCCAGAUCAGACAUCAUACACCUGCCUCUUCCCCUAGGCUCAAUGCACUUUCAUCGCCUCCAGGUGAUACACAACCACUCUCCCAGUUCGUCUUCCCUCCUCGAGAUCUUGGUGACAGCGAUGAGGAGCCGGACGAGAGUACGUGGGGCUACCUACACCCAUUGGAUGAGCGCUGGGGAAAGAAGUUGAUAAUGAAAAAGCGGCCGGCUUGUCCAGCCCCUGCAGCGCCCCUUGAGAAAGCCAGGCUUAAGCAUAAAAAGCAGGAUCGGCCCACUGGUAAUCUGGCGAAGGAUGAAGAAAGGUAUGAAAAGACCAAGAGGGAAGUUGGAUUCCCUGCGGGGGGGUACCUAAUUGGUCGGCACCCAGAAUGCGACGUGCUCGUUGAUAUCCCAACAAUAUCAAACAGGCAUUGCCUUUUGUUCAGCGAACACAAACAUGGCGAAACCAUCGCAGUCUUGGAAGACCUGUCUAGCAAUGGUACCUUUGUCAAUGAAGCAAUAGUUGGUCGCAACAAGAGACGGGAGCUUGAGGACGGAGACGAGAUCACCAUAGUCGAUGAAGCAAGAUUUGUGUUUAGAUACCCUCGGCGCCAACGCGAAUCCAGUGCGUUCCGAUCUCAAUUCCGAAUGCUGCAACAAUUGGGCAAAGGCCAUUUCGCGUCUGUCUAUCUCUGUAUUGAAAAGGCCACGGGAUUCAAAUACGCUGUCAAGAAAUUCGAAAGACGCAUGGGCGACUCUCAGCGGUCACAAACAGAGGGCCUGCAGCAAGAGAUUGCCGUCUUGAUGAGCGUCAGUCAUCCCAAUGUUCUGUGCCUGAAGGAGACAUUCGAUGAAGCAGACGGGGUAUAUCUGGUUCUCGAGCUUGCGCCAGAAGGAGAAUUGUUCAAUUGGAUCGUGAUGAAACAAAAGCUCUCGGAAGAGGAGACUCGAAAGGUCUUCAUUCAGCUGUUUCAAGGAAUCAAGUACCUGCACGAACGCAACAUUGUUCAUCGCGACAUCAAGCCAGAGAACAUUUUGUUGACCGACAAGAACCUCUCGGUCAAGCUGGCUGAUUUUGGCUUGGCGAAGAUCAUUGGCGAACAGUCCUUCACGACCACACUCUGUGGCACCCCAAGCUAUGUUGCUCCUGAGAUUCUGGCUCAAACUCGCCAGCGUAAAUACACCCGUGCUGUUGAUGUCUGGUCACUGGGCGUCGUACUCUACAUCUGCCUUUGCGGCUUCCCACCCUUCAGUGAUGAGCUGUACAGCGCCGAGAACCCCUACUCCCUUGCACAACAGAUCAAGAUGGGUCGUUUCGAUUAUCCAUCGCCAUACUGGGACAGUGUUGGAGACCCCGCCCUUGACCUAAUCGACCGGAUGUUGACCGUCGAUGCCGACCUGCGAAUCACAGUGGACGAAUGCCUCAACCAUCCAUGGAUCACUGGAAAGUUGGAUAAUUGGCAGCUUAAUGUCAGUCUGAGUGACAGCACAGACGGCCUGACCGGGCAAUUGAACCAGCUCGACUUCUCGAAACGCAAGAUGGAGCGGCAGAGGACUCUGCUCAGCGCCAUCAACGACGUCAAGAUCAUGAAGAAGAUCCGAGAGGAUGAUCCGAAUUCAUCGGCGCCACCCACAGAGAUCAAAGUGUUUGACAAGAACCCUGAUGGCAAGAAGAGGUUGGCUCAGGAUCUGGCUGGUCAGAAAAAGGUGCCUGCCAAGGAGAACGAUCCAGCAGCUGAGCGGGCUACCGAAGAAUUUAUGGGUAUGGGCGGUAAAGGUGACAUGGCAUUGUUUGACGAUGAUGUCUCGAGCCGGUACCUGCCUCAGGAGGUUCCUCAGUGA